Messenger RNA from Patiria miniata (bat star), 3246 nucleotides. It is a transcript of the gene ift81, whose product is annotated as intraflagellar transport protein 81 homolog. Gene Ontology annotation, biological process: cilium assembly; intraciliary transport. Gene Ontology annotation, molecular function: tubulin binding. The record is from RefSeq and is a predicted model, not a curated record. The transcript is spliced from 14 exons. Bases 96 to 2123 code for a protein of 675 amino acids. NCBI's taxonomy places the organism in Eukaryota, Metazoa, Echinodermata, Asteroidea, Valvatida, Asterinidae. Gene Ontology annotation, cellular component: intraciliary transport particle B; cilium; centrosome.
UCCGACACCCAACGUGACAUCCGGGAAACUGAAUACUUUCGUCGAGCUUGUUGCUAGCGCGCGCAGGUGACGCAGAAUAACCCAGAUACCCCAAGAUGAGCGAGCAACUCAAGUACAUUGUGGAACAUUUGAACAAGGAGCCGUUCAAGCGUUCCUACAACCUGAUCAGCUUUGACUCCCUAGAGCCCAUACAGCUCCUGCAAGUGGCCAACGAUGUGCUGGCCCAGAUUAAUCCACAACACAAGUUGGACAUUCGUGAGGAGACCGCAGAUGCAACAGCUAUGCGUAUGAUGAAUGAACUGAGGGUCUUGAAGUACAAGCCCAGCGAGGAUGUGAGCACCUUCCGUCAGGGUUUGGUCUCCGGCUACAAGCCAGUCAUCUACCCAAUCCUGGUAUGGCUCUUCCAGAAGAUGCCGGAGCUCAAGAAGAGAGCCUACCUUGCUCGCUUCCUGGUCAAGAUUGAGGUGCCCCCGGAGAUUAUGCAGGAUGACCAAGUUGCUGAUACAUACGGUCAGUACACUGAGAUGGUUGGCCAGUUCAAGGAGCUUCACAAGGAGUCAGAGUCUUUGAAGACGUCUGGUUUCUCCACUGUCGAGAUCCGACGGGACAUCACCCAGAUGGAGGAAGAAAAGGAACAGAUUGUCAAGAGAAUUGAACGCCUGAAAAAGAGGGUUGAGACUGUCAAGAACUAUGAAAGGAUGCUGGAGAUUGCCAGAAACUUCCGCAAGGAGCAGGAUCGUGAGAUGUCCCUGGCCCAGCAGAAACUAGACCAGAAGAAUCAGCUGCAUCAUGCUGAUCAGCGACUGCAGCGAUUCUCCCAGCAGCUGAAGGAUAUCAAGCAGUCCACUGUUGGAGCGACGACUGAAGGCCUGAUCAAGAAACUUGACGAGGAGAACAAGAUCAAUGCCUACCUGUGCCAGGAGAAGUUACCCAAGGAGGUGGAGGCAAAACGCAAGGCGUGUCAGGAUCUGGAGCGAGUCGUCAACGAGCCAGCUAUGGGGCAGAGUGACUUGGACGAGAUUCACACACAGAUCAAAACGGUGAACUCGGAUGUGAACGCGCUGAUCGAGAAGCGCAUGAUGAGCAACGACCCCAUCGACGACAAGAUGUCACUGUUCCGUCAGCAGGCUGCCAUCAUCGGCCGCAAGAAGGAGACUGCGGCCGAGACGUUACAAGACUCCAAGGAUGAGCUGCACGCCUGCCAGCAGGAGGCUGCAGAGAAAAGGGAGAAUGUCAGGGGGCUGCAGGGGGAGGAGGUGCUCAAAGGAGACGAGUUCAAACGCUAUGUAAACAAGCUGCGAGGCAAGAGCACCAUCUACAAGAAGAAACGGCAGGAGCUGGCUGAGCUGAGAGCAGAGCACGGCGUGCUGUCCAGAACUGAGGAGAUCCUCCGGCAAAGAGACGAGGUGCUACAGAAGACACUGGCUAAACUGGAGGCCAAGAAGGGCGUGGCCGGUUACCAUGACACCCAGGAAGAGCUGGAGAAGGUGUCGGCCAUCAAGAGUGAGUUGGAUGACAUGAAAGGACGGACCCUGGAGGACAUGUCAGAGAUGGUCAAGAAACUGAACAUGACCAUUUCUGCCAAGAAGGCGGACCUGGCGCCAGUCAUCAAGGAGCUGAGACCGUUACGCCAACAAGCACAGGAGUUGGAGACUGUCUACAAUGAGAAGAAAUCAUCGUAUGAUCAGCUGGCUGCCGGGCUGGAGAGCAACCGAUCCAAGCUCGAACAGGAGGUGCGGGCCUACCGUGAGGAAUGCUCUCAAGAGGAGAGUCGCUACCACUACCUGAACUGCAUGCGCCGCAUCAUCGCCAUGCAACAGCAGCGAGUGUCGGACGAGAUGAAGGCCUACACCUCCUCAGACCCUGCCGAGAAGAAGAAGGCAUUCCGUGACCAGUACACACGGAAGAUACAAGAGCAAGAAAAUCUGGGGAAGAGUCUCCGUGAUAAGCAGAAGUCGAUCAAGGAAAGCCACGGCCCCAACAUGAGGCAGAUGAAGAUGUGGAAGGACUUCCAGACACUGAUGGAGUGCAAGCGAGAUUGUCAUCUGAACCGGGGCCAGGUGAUGGACACUUCAAAGAUGAUCCGGGAUGAGGUCAACCAGGAAGACAGGCUUAUCCUGUGAAAUGUUUCUUAGAUUUGCUGAUAGACAAUGUUAGUUUCUCUGUGGUUGUGCAAGGAACAAAAUGUGUAUUUUGUGUUGCCUGUAGUACAUAAAUACGAUUCUUGCAUUUGAAAAUAGAUCCCCAUGCAAGUAGUGUAGAUGGUCGUAUGUGUUCUGGUCAGGAGAAUGUUGGAUGACACACUGUGUGAGCACGUUACCAAUUUUCAACUGCACAGUACCAUACCGUUUGUGCUCUCCAGUAUCACUGCAUUUUCACCAUUGAGGGAGAACUUGAGUACAUACGUCAGGAUAUUAAUAUAAUUUGGGAUCCAGGGUAUUAAAGUUGGGACAAGAUUAUAACCUUUCUGACACUGCAAUAUUCAAGUCCGAGUUUCAAUUUUUUCUUUGGGUGGGGGGGGGGGGGGCAGCAUGGGCCUAAAGCGAGGGGAACAUCCCUCCCCAAAUAUUUGUAGUAUUUCAUUUGUGUUGAUUCAGCAUGGUAAGGAAAACAGGACGAAAAAAAAGUAUCACUUUGUUCUUUAUUCAAAUGUUACUUCAAAAUUCAGUGGAUUUUUUGGGGGAAAAAGGUAUGUAUGAGGUCAUAUUUAAAUAGAUAAAGAUCAUUUUAAGUAUCAACAGAAUCUUAUUGUUACAGUAAGUGCAGUUUGCUUGCAGGUCAUUUGAAUAAACAACCUGUCUAAGCAAUUAAAGUAUUUUCACUAAAGUUAAAAUUGUAACUUGCAGUUGAAGUGUACGGAUUGGUUGUGUUUUCAGAGUAUAUAAUGUCCUGUAACCUACUAACACAAAACUGCACAACAUCACCAAUCAAAUUUGGGGGAAAUGGAAAACUUUUAACAUUGUCCUCAUUUGAUCUACACUGAUCUCAUCAGCUCAGAACUUUUUUUGUUAUAAAUUCCUGUUGGCAGAUUUGUGUGUAUGUUAAAAUAAUUUAGUCUUGCUUUAAAACAAUAUUUACCUUGAAAGUAAAGUAGAGAUACCAAACAAUUAAAAAAAAAUUGAAUUCUUCAAUUAUUUAAAUUUGUAUAUUUCUGCUGCAAUAUUGCAAUCACCUUGUUUGUACAGAAUAAUUACAUUAGAAUGGUGUGUGUUGUGUGAAUAAAAUAUACAUUUACAGUUCAAAUUA